Messenger RNA from Paramacrobiotus metropolitanus, 2868 nucleotides. RefSeq lists its product as uncharacterized. The transcript has 5 exons. Lineage: Eukaryota; Metazoa; Tardigrada; Eutardigrada; Parachela; Macrobiotidae. The coding region runs from base 279 to 1796 and encodes 505 amino acids. The record is from RefSeq and is a predicted model, not a curated record.
UCGCGCCUCCAUGCAUUCGCCGCGUAUUCAGUCGCUUUUUCAGUUUUGAAUACCACCAAUGUUUUUUUACUUGCAAUUCCGUGAAACGAGACAUGCCUGAUCUACUGUGAACGUGGCACAGACCGCAUAUCGUAAAGGGGCGCAAACAAUUCAUUUAUCUGUGACGGUGACUUCCACAUGGUGAUACAGUAUGAGCGCACUACGGGAAAGCUGUCGGUGUGCGUUAGAGCCAGCAAAUUCCUGGGUUUAUUGUGGACUUCGGAUCUCCGCGCAGACCGAUGAAAACGUGGAUACCGUUUGAUACACCCUUUGAGAUAUGCCAUUGGCGCGAUUCCAGGGAAUGUUUCCCUAAUCGCGGCGGUCACAUUACUGAUCCUGACAGAGCAUUCUUGGUGGAUGUUUUUCUUCGUUUAAAUUCCGAUGAACCAUGGAAGUGGCAUCACGGCAAGACGGUCAUGACGAAUUUUGAGGAAUUUGCCGGCGCAUGCAGAUUUGUCAUGGUCGCCGUGGAUGGUAGCGGAGCCACAGCCCUGUUUAUUGUCCCCAAUGAACGUGUUUGUGUACGGGAUCGCAUAAGCCGCUGCGUUGCUUCCCGUGACGAGAAGAUUGAUUUGCAGUUGGAUUUGCGCAAGCUCGAUAUACUGAAUAGAAUGAAAUCAUUGCGCCAACGCACCCUGCCGAAGAAUUCGCAGUUACCGCAACCUCUCUGUAAUCCCAUUGCCCUGGCAAGGAAGCUUUGGGGGUGUCAUUCCAAACAGGAAGAAAGCAACUUCUUCCCGGGAAUCCCGGCCAAUGUUGAAGUGGGCAUUCAGUGGUUGCCGGCUGAAAUUAUGAGCGAAGUGUUUGGCUGUAUAGAAACCAAGAUACAACAGAGCGUUCUCCGUUCGGUAUGCAGCUGCUGGAAUGCCAUUCUCACGACAUAUCCGAUUAAGCGCUUCCUGAUUUUCGCCGGUUCGUUGAUUAAACCUAAUCAGCGCUACUAUAACGCGGCAUGUCUGCAUGCAUGCUGGAGACCGGCGAUUGUAUUUUCUUGCUGUAAGGCGUCGUGCGACUUAUCCGACAAAACCAUUUUGUACGGGCCAUUUCUUCGUCAAAUCAUGAUGAAGGGCGGCCAUCCCUGCGCCGAUACGCUAAUACUGGGCAAGGUCGUUUGGGACUUUAGCAAUAACGGCUCUCCCUGGGUAACGGAUUACCCAGAGGGGUUGAUACGGCCUUUCUGCAGAAGUUUUUCCGCAAUGGCCGUUGUAUGCCAGACUCUGAUUCUCAAAGAUAUCCUAGCAACGAAUCUUCAUCAGAUCAUAUCAGUUUCCGAACCUCAACAAGAUACCGACAAACCGUGGUUCUCGCAAUACCUUGUGCGGCUAAAGAUUCGAAAUGGACGCAUCCAAGGUCGGCACCUGAGCACUGGAGAUUGGUGGGAUUUGAUCGAAAGCAGUUGUCCCACAUUGGAUGCAUGGGAAAUCCAGUCACUCUCUGACUGGAUCGAUGAUUGGCUACAACCCGAUCAAACUUCUAUGGACAUGCCGGAUCCCGAUCCACGGAACCAGUAUUACGACCCCACUAGGAAUGGCGCCAUUCCCAUUAUACUGCGGGAAUUUCAAGCGAUGGAUCCACGUCCGAAAAAUCGGUAUCAGCCUGUGGGUCUGGAUGAUUGGAAAACGGUCAAUUUGCAAGUGAACAAACUCAACAAGCUGACGCUAUAUGCAUUACGUACGCUGCAGCUCCAACCACCAUGUCCACCUAGUUGGUUGCCUGUAUAUCCUGUGGAUGUGUACAUUCAUUCAAUUUUUAAUUAGGCCAGAAUUUGAGAUUUUACUUUCAAGAUAGACAUAAUUUGCUCGCUUGCCGAAGACUUUUAGCGGAAAAUUAUACUGACAAUGAGUGAGAAAGCGGGCUUUGGCUGAUGUCAAACCAUUCGUAAACCGGAAUAAUACACCGGUAACAACCGAACCUUCUAACGAUGGCUAAAGCGCUAGGGUCUCGCCGAAUUAGUGGACGGGAACAAUAUUGUCCAAGUGAUAAUUUAUUACACAGUAACAAAUUUGAUUUCCACUGGCUCGUGCUCACUCAACCAGUGCUAGCCUUACGUGACGAUGCUCACCAAGCAGUUUUUGUGCUGCAGUGCAGCAUUUUUACUGUGACUUAACUUUCGGGUGAACCUUGGCGAAUAUUAUGCGGAAAACCCUGUCGAACUGAUGCUUACAAGGGUACAUCUUGUGAUUUUUUUGUUAUUGUGAUUCGUGAAUAAGCCGUGGAUUUUUUUAAAUGUUUGUUAGUGACUAUGGUUUCACCCCGGCACAUUUCACAAUCAGUUGUUACAGCAACAUCCAUGCAAUCAUUUGUAAAACGUUAUUUAAUCGAUGCUGAAACACAUUCUAAUCUAACAAAAUUCGGUGCUCUGUAUUUUCACUCCAACGAGGACAUUUUUAAGGCGAAAACAGCGUCAGGCAGCUUGAUGAGCUAUAAUCGCAUCGCGGUCAAUGCAUGUUUCACGGGUGCGAUACAGUGAAGGAAUGGUUCCGUCACAUGGAACCGGAUACCGAGAUACGUAGUUUACGUGAUUAAUAAUUAGGAGCCUCGCAUUUUUUUAGAAUGACAGUUGUCACUUGAUACAAUACCUUUUUUAUGGGCCUCUUUUUCAUAAGUUCAUCACAGAAGAAGUUUUGUCUCUAAUUUCUAAGGUCUUCGAUCCCUGUUUCCCAAAUCUAAUUGCUCACUGAGAGAAGCUGCGGCCGGCAGCAAUAUUUAUUUAACCACUUGGAAACCACCAUUUACACUGCAUUAGAGAAGCAGUCUUACUUGGUGAGACGUGAAACUUAUUAAUUAUGGACUUAAAAUGGCCUAUAUUACAGGGGUGCCGCGACAAGU